AUGGAGUUGGAUUUUAACCUGAGUGAUCCUCUCCUCACUGAUGCUACUCUUGAUGUAGCCCUGGGAAAUUAUUUGAGUCCAUGUGAUUUUCUAAAUUUUCCUGACUCCCCCCUCCUAAAAGACGAUUUCCAAACGGAAGUUGAGCCUAAUACUGCAGCAGAUCAAUUUUGCGACACGAUGAUCGCUAAGCUUGACAAUAUGGAUUAUGAGGAAGAGCACAACUAUGCCGCUUUCAGUCCUUUAACAAGUUCUCUGAAUUCGGGCAGCAUUGGUUCCAACAGUCCUAUGGGUUCUACAAGCCCAACUAAUACUAACAGCUCAUCAGAAUCCGGCUAUCCCCUCGAUAUUUUGGAAGCAGCCAGUAACGAGCUGUUGGAUUACUCCAGUGAUGUCAUGUUCUCGCAGCCGUCCUCGUUUAAUAAGUAUCCCAUGAGUAGCAGCAGUAGUUCAAGCUCGAGUUCGUGCUCACUUUCUGUGAAAUCUAACCCUGUUCAAUACAAAACAGUUUCAAGCCAACAGAGAAAAACAAAUGCACCCUCUCGAUUUUACACCUCACAACGGCCAGUUGUUAAUCGUUUCAAUAAGCCAAGUAUACGUGGGUCUCCUACAAAUCCUGCUAACAUAUCGCUAAAAUCAAACUCAUGCACACCAAUUUCUCAAGCAACUGGGAGCAAUAUCAAUGGACAAGGCAGUAGCGCCACCAUCAAGCCGUCCUUAACAGGUGAACGCCAGCGCAAGUAUCCAGCUCUAGUUUUAACAGAUGAAGAGAAACGUCUAUGUAAGAAAGAGGGGAUUGUCUUACCAGAAUAUUACCCAUUGACCAAAGCUGAGGAGCGUGAUUUGAAAAGGAUUCGAAGAAAAAUCAGAAACAAACGCAGUGCGCAAACUAGUCGCAAGAGAAAACAGGACUAUAUUGAGCAACUGGAAGAUAGAGUAUCUGAUUGCACUCAAGAGAAUCAGCAAUUGAAGGAGCGUAUUGAUGUAUUAUCUCGCCAAAAUCAAUCCGUAAUGAUGCAACUACGUAAGCUGCAGGCAGCUAUUGCGCAGAGCACUCGCCGUGGAACUCAAGCUGGAACUUGUUUAGCGGUCAUCAUACUGUCCAUAUGUUUGUUAGUGGCGCCAAAUCUGAAUCCAUUCAUGCGCCAAGAGGGGGAAGCUAUAGAAUCCGAAGAAGCUACCAGAGCUCUUGCACGCUCCUCGAAUAACCUGAGUUUGAAUGAAGCUGGAGUUGCAGCGAAACCCAUCUACGGCAGAAGCCGCACUCUUAUGGAGUACGUACCACGAUCCGAGAACCGAUCGUGUAAUGGAGCUGACGUUAAUGCUCCCGCUCCAGUAGUAUCUGGCGAACCUCGUGUCAGUCUUAUAGGACAGAAACGUACAACUCAGGUAGUUGUACAGCAGCCUCCAGUACGUCGCCGAGCAUAUAUGGCUCCAGAUCGAACUAAUGAUUGUCAAGGCUGCGAAUUCUUGUUAUCAUGA
Molecule: messenger RNA, 1479 nt
Organism: Auanema sp. JU1783
Lineage: Eukaryota; Metazoa; Nematoda; Chromadorea; Rhabditida; Rhabditidae
Source: the annotation of a GenBank genome assembly